Molecule: messenger RNA, 3706 nt
Organism: Molossus molossus (Pallas's mastiff bat)
Lineage: Eukaryota; Metazoa; Chordata; Mammalia; Chiroptera; Molossidae
Gene: CLN5
Product: CLN5 intracellular trafficking protein
Exons: 4
Coding region: 420-1412 (330 amino acids)
Biological process (GO): lysosome organization
Cellular component (GO): lysosome; lysosomal membrane
Molecular function (GO): hydrolase activity, acting on glycosyl bonds
Source: RefSeq, a predicted model, not a curated record
GCGACACCCAGGACGCGGUGGGAAACAAGUUGAGAGCUGGCGCCUGCUUGCUGCGUGCCGCCCGGAGCCUUCCUCCUCGGGACACUGGGGUCAGUGCCGAGGUGGCGAGCUCCGGGCGACCGGCGGGAGAAAAGAGGAGGCCAGCUGACUCCGAACAGUGGGAGCCUUUUAAGUCCGCGUGGGUUAUGUUACACACCAUCACUGGUUACCCCGAGUGCCGAACCUUUGGCAGAAUCGGCAGCAGGGCCAGCUCGGCGCGGUUCGCCGGGAAUUGCCAGCCGCCUUGGUCCCGGCAAACCCGGAAGGUUGGGGACUAGGUCUGCCCACUGUCUUAAGCCUGGAGGUAGAGUCGAGCGUGCAGACUGCAGAACUGUGACGCCGGUUCCAGCCUUUGACCUAGAAGAGCAUGACUUGGCCCGAUGCUGUCCGAGAGAACACACGGCGUCACGUCAGGCAUAGCAAAGGCCAGCAGCUUCGGAAACGCACAACCAUUUUGGAUGACGAAACAACGCUUUUCCUUCCGUCCAGUUCCAGAUCCGUACUGUCAAGCUAAAUACACGUUCUGUCCAACUGGCUCACCUGUCCCUGUCAUGAAGGGUGAGGAUGUCAUUGAAGUCUUUCGGUUACAAGCCCCAGUAUGGGAAUUUAAAUAUGGAGACCUCCUGGGACACUUGAAAAUUAUGCAUGAUGCCAUCGGAUUCAAGAGUACUUUGACUGGCAAGAACUACACCAUGGAAUGGUAUGAGCUUUUCCAACUUGGAAACUGCACAUUUCCCCACCUCCGGCCUGAAAUGAACGCCCCAUUCUGGUGUAAUCAAGGAGCUGCCUGCUUUUUUGAAGGAAUUGAUGAUGGUCACUGGAAAGAAAAUGGGACGUUAGUUCAAGUAGCAACCAUAUCAGGAAACACGUUUAACAAAAUGGCAACGUGGGUAAAACAAGACAAUGAAACAGGGAUUUAUUAUGAGACAUGGACCGUCCAAGCUAGCCCAGAAAAAGGGGCGGAGACGUGGUUUGAUUCCUACGACUGUUCCAAGUUUGUAUUAAGGACAUACCAGAAGUUAGCUGAACUUGGAGCGGAGUUCAAGAAGAUAGACACCAACUAUACAAGAAUAUUUCUUUACAGUGGAGAACCUACUUAUUUGGGAAAUGAAACAUCUAUUUUUGGGCCAACAGGAAAUAAGACUCUUGCUUUAGCCAUAAAAAGGUUUUAUUACUCAUUCAAACCACAUUUGUCAACUAAAGAAUUUCUGCUGAGUCUCUUGAAAAUUUUUGAUGCAGUGAUUAUGCACAGACAGUUCUAUUUGUUUUAUAAUUUUGAAUAUUGGUUUUUACCUAUGAAAUUUCCUUUUAUUAAAAUAACGUAUGAAGAAAUCCCUCUACCUAACAGAAACAAAACAAUCUCUGGUUUAUAAAACCUUUAUUCUAUUGAGUUUUAUCCUCCUAACACCAGCAUAUUAGUUUUUCAUCAAGUUGUUUUACACUGGUGUAUUUUUUAGGCUUUUCCUCCUUGGGGUAGAAAGGCCAAAUGCACAGGGGCAGAAUUGUGCAAACUAAUAUCUCAGGAAUAUUUUGGGAAAGAAGCUGAAACUCUCAUAGCGUUGGCCAAAGUGAGCACGUUACAUGAUCUUGAUUUCAACUGCCAACCCUUUAUUAAUAUGGAAAAUUACAGUUUAUAUCAGCUUUAUAGGCUCUUCAGGCCUGACAUUUUAAAAUUGUGAACGUGGUGUACCAAGAUUUAAAAUUCCCCUCAGUGACCUUCUCAUGGCAGGAGCAGCGUUUCUUCUGGUAUUGUAGUUGUUUUCCACUUACGUACUUUUUGGAAGUUUACUGACUUUACAGCUCUUGCCACUUUUGGAAUUGCUCUAUUAGUUUGAUUUUGUUCUGUUCACUUAAACUUACAGACUAAUUUGGGCACCACAGUGAGAGUGGUUGUGUUUCCAGAUGUAGUGAAUACAGUGAAAGAGAGCCCACGUGUUUGGCUAGCAUUGCAGAACUAGCUAGUAACUGGCAUUGUGUUACAUAAGCAUCUUAACAUGUUUGAACCUUAGUUUCCUUCUCUCAAGUGACCCAUCUGUUAGGAUUGUUGUCAAGAUUGAAGCCAUGUAGGUUGGGCAUAGUAAGGUCACAAUAAAUGGUCACCAUAAUGAUUAAUCAAAGAAUAAACUGCCAUCCUUGAUCUUGCCUAAUGAAGUUACGGUCCAGCCUCUCCUGGGUCUUGUAAUAAUCACCUGACUUUGAGCUGGUAGCAGUGUUUCUGCAGUUCAUAUAUGGGGCGAGGGAGUAACUGUGGACACCUCUGGGUGAGUAGGCGCCCUGACUCCUUCACUGCCUGUGGUAGCCGCCCCUCUGGCCACUGAUGCUGCCAGCUCGGAGGAAGAGGCACACUUCUCAGUGAGGGGACAGGGUUUUUGUUAGGGAUCAACAAGCAGCUAUGCUUCCAAUUAGGGCCAUCAAACAAGGCUACAGGGUCCUUUAAGUAUCUGAUGAUCAACUGAACACACUGUCUCUAUUCAUGGAAAAAAAAACACAUCAGUAAGAAAAUGAAGCAAGAGAUCAAAGAAAAAAACCUGCGUGUAGUGUUUAAUGUACCAAUUAUGUUAUUCAGAGUGCUCCUGAGAGGUUAGUGUAUGGUCACUGAAUUCUCAUAAAAAGCCUACGCAUAGAUAUUUACCUGAUCCACACGGGCAAAUCAGGGCUCAGAAAGGGAAGUGAGCUUUCCACAGCUACCCAGCGAGUGGUAAUCGAGCCACAUUCUGAACCAGGUUCUAAUGACCAAAUGGGAUGCAGGAUCAAGCUUUUCAGUGUCAUGUGGUCCUCAGACCAGUGCCUUCAUCACAUGUUACUAAUACCAGACAUUACUGGACUGUAGGAGAGAAGUACAGGUAUUGAUAGGAAGCAUUUAGAAACUUUGGAAACAACUUGUUGGAAUAACUUUGUUUCUAUGGAAUCUAAUUUUUAAAAUGGGGCUUGUAUUUGCAUUUUUUAAUUAAUUUGCCUAGGAAUUUACUUUUAUUGUUUUUCAAAACUAUAGGCAUUGGACGAUAGUCUGAAAAUAAAAACCUAGCCCUUACUACAGACAGCUUGAGAAACUGCCAUUAUGCCCACUGCAGCCUUACUGAAGCACAUAGGGAGAACUUUCAUCUUUGCAAUAUCUCCAUCUAGUGGCUAAAACGGGGCAAUGCAACUUUUACUGGAUUCUUAGGAAAGUUGCUCCAGGAAAAAAACAGUAUUUUAAAUUUACGGAACUGCACUGGGAUAACAAGCAAACUCCUGUGCCAAGUCUGUGCUAGCUGUGAAUAACAGAACUUGGUUCCACAGAAAAGACAAAUGAAGACAUCUGUAAAUGGAACUUGAAUUUUAAAGCAAGAUUCUAAUAGUUACAUUUAAAAAAGCAAGAGUUUUUAUUGUUCCUAAGACUAUUAAUAAAUGAAGAAAUUCUGUGAAAGUAAAAGACUCAGGUGACUAUAGCACAGAGAGAAUAGUGUUCAUAUAAGUAAGUAUUUAAGAAUUUACCAAACCUGUCAGCUGUACUUAAAAGAUGAAGUAGGGCUCUGGAAUAGAGAUGAUUUAAGAAUAUGUUUUCAAAAUGUGGGUUGGUAAACCAAAACGUGGCCAGUCAGGAAUUUGCCAAUUAAAUUUUGCAGACCUUUGAACUACUGUAUAACUUCAAUGUGACUGCUACUUUUCUGUUAAGUUGUAAAUUAAU